CAUAAAGGUAGUUCCGUGUUGAAGACGUCUAGUCCACUCGGUAGACACCCAGGAUCGAUGAGAAUGACUCUGUGAACGUCGCUACAGCAUUGUAAGAUCUUCAUUCCAGUUUUCGUCAUGAUUGCGGUAAAAAUUUUGAUAGUGUCAGGCCUCCUUAUCAUGGGUCCAGAGUUGUGCCAGCAGACGAAACCUCACGAUUCACCUCCCCCCAAGAGACCAUCCCCUGAUAGACAUCAUAUUUCAACUGAACAUGGCCCGAGACACCCACCACCUCAAUCUCCAGCCAAUCACAGGAAUGAACAUCUAGUUGCACGCAGCCAUAAAGACCAUCCAUCUCAUUCACGGCCAUUGUCUCCAUCUCCUAUAGGAGGAAGAGCAAACCAUAGGCCACCACCGAAGAAGUAUGUGCAGAAGCAACCGGCACCAGAUCAUCAUAACCCACAGAAAGUGAAUAUUCGACCGACUGAUGGAGGGGUAACUACGAGAUCUGAUUCUGACUCUGAUCCUGAGAAUCCGGAGAAUAAAGUAAAGAAAAAUUCGGAGGGCAAACUCGGUGCAGUUCCGUCGGAUUUGGGGCACUCAUCGUCAGUAAGCUCGGCGUAUUCAACAGGACUGACACCCUCAUCAUCAAUGGGAUCGACAACUUCAACAGGAAGUGAAGAUACAUCCUGGGAUUUCGGAAAGAGAGGAAAACCAGUAGGGAAAUCUAUGCGAACCAAUAGGAAGUCAAAAGAGUGGUGGGAACAGAGUCGGAGUUUUUCGCUGAGCUCUGAUUCGUCCAGCCUCGAUUUGCCGACCAAGGAAGAGAGGCCUUCAUCACCAAAGUCGCCGGAUAGAAUAUCGGACGUAGAAACGUCCUCAACCGAACCUGCAAAGAAAAGACCAGUAGGGAAAUCUGUGCGAACUAGGAAUUCGAAAGAGUACUGGGACAAGGCAUCAAUGUCCUCACUGAGCUCCGACUCUUCACCAUUCUCCUCAUUCCGCUCUGAACCUUCAUCAUUUUCCGAUUUCAGCUCUGUGCCUUCCAGCCCCAGGGAGAGCUCUGAACCUUCCAGCCCCAAGAAGAAGGAGGAAUUAAGUGCAGAGGCGAAAUGCCAUUUGAAGUGCCUCAAUAAAGAAGGGUGGGUCGAUGGUGGAGAGGAGUACGAAAAUGCACAGUUACCGGUCAAGGAUGGAUUCCUAGUUGACGAGGACGGUGUUCCUACAUGCAAAUGCAGAUUUAACAGCCAGUUCAUGUUCUUCCUGACUGGAAGAGGCCUCAAUGUCACGGCUUACAGGGAAUUGGAAGGACAAGAUCCAGUUGGGGCCCGUGAAUGGUUAGGAGAGCAUGGAGUCAAAGUCCACCUGCUCCAUACAAAAAGGCAGAUGUCACGAUCGCCGCCAGUUAAAAUGGCGGAUUUGCCGCCAGCACUCCUGGAGGGAAAGAAACCGCAAUCGGCAUCGAAAAAUGAGCCGGAAUCGUCAUCGAAAAAUGAACCGGUAUCAGCGUACAGGAAACCGGAUAACUGCACCGACAUGUGUCGAAUGGAGUUCGCGUUCAUCAAGCUAAAUGAAACGGAGUUAAAGGCAAACGACAUCCCUUACCCCGGUCUAUACAUCACGACGCCCGUGAACGCUUCCGCCCCGGUACCGGACUGCACUUGCAAAAUCAACCCACGCCUGCUCAAAUAUUUGAGGGUCAAAGGUCACAACGAAACUGAAUUCGUCGAAGCCCACGGGUUACACAAUGAACACCCCUGGACAGGCCGGGUUUGGUUGGGCACCAAACCGCGCGGGUUCCGCGUCUUGUUCCACGAUGCUCCAGAAAGGGUCAAAGGCCCCGCCACACCGGAAAAAGAGACGGGUACCGCCCCCGCCAAACCGGGAAAAGGGAAAUUUACCGCCCCCGCCAAACCUCCGCCGGCCUCCUUCUCCACUACACCGGGGAAAAAAGGGACUUGAUUGAACCACGCUUUCUCAAAUAUUCUGCCGGGAGGAAAACUCUAGUAGCAGAACAAAUUUUUGUUUUUCUAUAAAAAGUCAACACACAUAAAAGUUAAAACACAUCUGUUAUCUAAAUGGUAGUUUUAUAAAAAAAAAAAAAAACGUGUAACGCUUAUAUAAAAAAAUCAAAGUUCA
This is a messenger RNA of Bemisia tabaci, 2118 nucleotides long. RefSeq lists its product as uncharacterized. The record is from RefSeq and is a predicted model, not a curated record. NCBI's taxonomy places the organism in Eukaryota, Metazoa, Arthropoda, Insecta, Hemiptera, Aleyrodidae.